AUGGCCCGCCGCGCCUUGGGCGCCCGCCGCUGCAGCCGCCGCCCUUGUCGCCAUCGCCCCCUCGACGCUGGGCAGCCGCAGGCCGCCGCCGCGACGGAUCCGCCCGUGGGCGGUGCGGAUCCGCACGCGGGGGGCGCGGACACGGCGUGUGCCGCCGCCGCCGCGCAGGGGGCCGCCGCCACCUUCCUCCUCUCCCUGCGCGCGGCUCCCCUUCCAGCGGCCUCCGCAACCGACGACAGCGCCGCCGCCCCUACGCGCGGCUCCCUGGUGGAUCCAGUCCAACUCCGGCCGCCACCCCUCCGAGUGUCUCCGUCCCAGCCGGCAUCGAACCCCGCCGUCACUGCGCCGCCGCCGCUGCCUAGGGGCUCUGCCCCCUGGGCGCUGUCGCCACCCAGGGGCAGGGCCCCUUCUCCUGGGCCGCCGCCGCCCAGGGGCGCCGCCCAGGCCCCUGCGCUGCUGCUCCCCUGA
Molecule: messenger RNA, 468 nt
Organism: Panicum virgatum (switchgrass)
Lineage: Eukaryota; Viridiplantae; Streptophyta; Magnoliopsida; Poales; Poaceae
Product: skin secretory protein xP2-like
Exons: 1
Coding region: 1-468 (155 amino acids)
Source: RefSeq, a predicted model, not a curated record